Messenger RNA from Eurytemora carolleeae, 834 nucleotides. RefSeq lists its product as uncharacterized. The coding region runs from base 370 to 780 and encodes 136 amino acids. The record is from RefSeq and is a predicted model, not a curated record. Lineage: Eukaryota; Metazoa; Arthropoda; Copepoda; Calanoida; Temoridae. The transcript is spliced from 11 exons.
CCGGAUAUAUCUGAUAUCCUCGUUUUUCCACCAACUAGACCACAAGAAACUGUGAUAGGAGAAACCCCAGAAGUAAUUCCUCAACCACCUCAAUACUCAGACCUAGAGUUGGAGGACACUCUGCCAAAGGGGGUAAAAAUAUCAGCAAAACAUUCUCAGGAGCCUGAAAUAUGUUCUAUUGUUUAUCAUCCUCUGGUUACAAUAUUAGAUUCGGAUGAAAUUCUGAGUUUUCCAAAACUUGAUGAACCGCAACUCCCUCCACAGGAGAUUCAAGAGGAAAUAAAUAAUCCUGAUAGGAAACCCAGAUAUUUAUCAGAUGAUAUACAGCCCCCUGACCCAGUCUGGAUAAACCUAUUAGUUCAAGAAGAUAUGAGAACCAAGAUACAGGAUCUUAAACUUUGUGAGCCCCAGCCCCCACCUAUUCACCUUCAGGACCAGUUUAAAAUUAGCACAUUCAGAGAGAAAACAAUACACAGACUCGACAGGGUAGAAAAUAUUAGUUUCCAGUUUCCACCACUAGAUGGAGUUGAGAACCCACCGCUAGAUGGAGUUAAGAACCAUCAUGAAUCAAAUGGAAGAUUAUCAUCUAACAGAACUAAUUUUAAAACUUCUUCAAACCGACUUGAUAGAUUCUCACAAGUUUUCAGACUGUCCCCACCCCCCCUGGACCUUCCAACCCCACAACCGGAAACUUCUCCACCACCACCCUCUAGACCCAGUCGGGGUAGAGAUCUAUUUGACGAUGUGAGAAAUUAUAGAAAGACGAUCACCCUGUAUUGAUGCUCACAUCCUGUUAAAAAAAUAUAUAUAUAAAUAAAAUAGUUUUGAAAUUUU